Molecule: messenger RNA, 1923 nt
Organism: Diospyros lotus (date-plum)
Lineage: Eukaryota; Viridiplantae; Streptophyta; Magnoliopsida; Ericales; Ebenaceae
Product: serine/threonine/tyrosine-protein kinase HT1-like
Exons: 3
Coding region: 414-1568 (384 amino acids)
Biological process (GO): protein phosphorylation
Molecular function (GO): ATP binding; protein kinase activity
Source: RefSeq, a predicted model, not a curated record
UUUGUAUGUUUGGAGCUAUUUACUAUUCAUUUAUACUUUAUAGCCCCAAUUUUUAUACUUCAAAGCCUUUGUCUAUUUCUUUGUAUGUUUAGUUCUUCCAAAUCCCAGUGAGGUCUUUGUUGUCUUAGGAGACAAUGGAAAACUUCUCAGCAGGAAAGCUUCCGUGGGGUUUUCACUGUAUCCCUUCGAUUUCUCUCUCUGGAUUUUGAUCAUUUCUUCAUUUUUUUUUUUUCAUUCUUCUGAUCAAUACAUGAAAACCCACUUGUCUUCUACACUUUUCUUUGGAACCCAUGUUUCUGAAUCAGUUCAUGCACUUCCUGAAAUCAAUCCACACAUUCAGAUGGAGAACUCCUUUUGAUGGUGUGUUUUGACAUAUUAUCUUGAUCAUAUUGAGGGGUUUCAAGCUGCGACAGAUGCUGAACAAAGCUAGAAUUUCGAUGGCAAGCUCGUGUUUCAACCCAUUUCGACUUCGAAAGUCAAGGGAGAAACCAUUGCCAGAUCCUCCAUCAUCAUCCAGAACCCGCUUGAAUUCUGAUGCAGAACACAUGGAAAGGAAGAGAUUUGAUAGUUUGGAGUCAUGGUCAAUGAUAUUGGACUCGGACAAUGUUGAAACAUGGGAGGCAUCAUCAAAGGAGGAUCAAGAAGAAUGGACAGCAGAUCUUUCUCAGCUAUUCGUUGGCAACAAGUUUGCUUCUGGUGCUCAUAGUCGAAUCUACAGGGGCAUUUACAAGCAGAGGGCAGUUGCAGUGAAAAUGGUGAAAAUUCCAACCCAUAAGGAGGAGACCAGAGUUUUGCUUGAAGAGCAAUUUAAGUCUGAAGUAGCCUUGCUUUCCCGUCUUUAUCAUCCAAACAUAGUGCAGUUCAUUGCAGCAUGCAAAAAGCCUCCUGUAUAUUGUAUAAUUACAGAAUACAUGUCACAAGGAACUCUAAGGAUGUAUCUCAACAAGAAAGAGCCAUACUCGCUUUCUACUGAAACAAUUUUGAGGUUAGCACUUGAUAUAUCUCGCGGAAUGGAAUAUCUUCAUUCACAAGGUGUGAUCCACAGAGACCUUAAAUCAAAUAACUUGCUUCUAAAUGAUGAGAUGCGGGUUAAGGUUGCAGAUUUUGGUACAUCAUGUCUAGAAACACAGUGCCUAGAGUCCAAAGGAAACAAGGGAACCUACCGUUGGAUGGCUCCAGAGAUGAUCAAGGAGAAACCUUAUACUCGCAAAGUUGAUGUAUAUAGUUUUGGGAUAGUGCUGUGGGAGCUCACAACAGCGUUACUUCCUUUUCAAGGAAUGACCCCCGUGCAGGCUGCAUUUGCCGUGGCUGAUAAGAACGAACGGCCACCACUGCCUGCUAGUUGUCAGCCUGCACUUGCACACCUCAUAAAACAUUGUUGGGCUGUGAACCCCUCCAAGCGACCUGAUUUCAGCUACAUCGUAUCGACACUGGAAAAGUACGAUGAGUGUGUCAAGGAGGGCCUCCCGCUUACUUCCCACUCGGGUCUCGUCAGUAGUAAUGUCAUUCUCGACCGUAUCAAAGGCUGCAUGUCGAUGAGCUCCUCCUCUAUACCUGUUCGAGCCUGACUCGUUUCAAGAGGUUCUGCCAAUAUAUUCAUCGUUUCAUCGACUCAAUACUUCCGCAGGUUAUUAUUCAAUUAUCACUUGUAUAUAUAUUAAUUUGAUGUUCUUUUCAAUACUCCCAAUGUUCGGAUCCUCUGCUGCUGCCAUUUCUAGUCAUCUUACUUCAAUCUGUUGAUCAUAACCCCUCUUUACCUUUAUUUAACCUGUUGUGCAUUAUUAAGCACUAUCUUCAAUUCUCUUUGUAGAAUUUCAGUGUUUAGGUGGUUACAUAAUGUUGUCAACAUCGUACUGAUACAAUAAAAAUGAUGUUUUAUCUAUCUAUUUAUCUGCUCACAAAACUUGUGAAGUUGACGUACGU